Molecule: messenger RNA, 1578 nt
Organism: Mesorhabditis belari
Lineage: Eukaryota; Metazoa; Nematoda; Chromadorea; Rhabditida; Rhabditidae
Source: the annotation of a GenBank genome assembly
AUGAGUCGAAAAGUUGAUCAAAAUCCAUCAUCGGCUGGAAAAGUGGAGGUGUCAAAGCCGAAAACUGGCCUCAAAGCACCAACAAAGAUCAUAACGCCGAAGAAAGAGGUGCCAUUGGUUCGUGCUCGACCCACUCCAACAACCCAAAGAACUCAAAUCGAGAUUGAAACAGUGGACAAGUUGGAGAAAAGAACCUCGAAAUCCUCUGAGGAAGACUCAGCGUACGCGGGUUUUGGCUCAACAUCCCCAGCCUCGUCGACAAGCGCAUCAAGCAGCAUGUCAAUUCCACAAAAUAUGGAUACGAUAGCAAAUGGAAAGAAAAUCGAUUCAGCUGAUCUUUCAUUGAGGGACAAUUCACAGGAACGCGAAAAGCCGACAAUGGCUGUCAAAGGGACAAUCUCUACCCCAAAAUCCCAUUCACGAGAACAAAUCGAAACCUUCGAGGCAUCAAAAGACCCAAAUUCGUCAACAAACCCAAUGACGAUCACGCUACAGAAAACCCUGCAAAGUCCCACCGUUGGAGUGGUCAGCCCGAUGUUGGCUAAUCGAAAGUUCGUCGCGCAACAAGAACUCAUCGAUCCGGUGCCCAGUAAUGAAACGACCGAGUUUUUCGAAAAAAGAAACCGUAAACCCGUUCCGAGUAGAACUUCAAAAUUGAACCCUUCUACGGAAAAGAACGAAGCCGAUGAACUUGUCCCAGCAAUGGCGCCAAUCCGACAACCGCCUUCAUACGAGCAAUUGUUGAAUAAGAAACGGAUUGGCACUUCGCAUAAAGGUUUUCCUGAAUCCUCAACAACAGAAGAGUCUCUUCAAUCGGUUUCAACGACGAUUCGUCCUCUCACAACAACAUCAAGAAAACCGGAAACGAAUCAAAAACAACAAGCGUCACCUGGUAGCAGUAAAGCUCCAAGCGAAUCCGGAAUUGCGAUUUAUGCAAAAAUGCAAGCAAGAUGGAAAGAAUGCAGAGAAAGAGCGACAACUGGUUUUUAUCAUGACAGUUUCGAAGACAGCUCAUCGGUUUCGAGUGGAAUUUCGGAGAAUUUCGAGGACGUUUCGACCGACGACGUCUCCGGAAGUUCACUAUCCGAUCACGCAAUGACCGCCGUCACAACGUAUGGAAAACUCGGCGACUAUGGUCAUUUUGUGAGAUCAACUGGGAAAGGUACUGUCCGCUCAUCUUCAUCAGCUAUCGGCGAGCGCCGGAUCCACGAGCAACACUCGAUCCAGCAACUCUUGCAACAAUGCCGAACAAGUCAACGGGGAGUCGCUUGUCAACCACAAUAUCAAACAAUCAGCGGUGUGCCACAACUCUCAUUGUCAUCCGACGGUGAAACACUUUCAAUUCAAGCUCGAUCAUCGCUACGAGUCACUCCAAAAAGACAAGAUCGACCUGGGAUCUCGACAAACGGUUUUCAUUCACUUGAUCGAAAGUUUCACCUUGGAGAGAUCUAUCAGAAACAUCAGGAACGAGAGGAGCAACGCAUGGGCGUCUAUGACGAGCGAUCAACGAUGGCUCUGAUCUCGCCCCGAAGAAUCCCCCCAAGAAUCCCAGCAGCACAAUCGACACAGUGUAUCAGG